Molecule: messenger RNA, 466 nt
Organism: Nicotiana tabacum (common tobacco)
Lineage: Eukaryota; Viridiplantae; Streptophyta; Magnoliopsida; Solanales; Solanaceae
Source: RefSeq, a predicted model, not a curated record
GUUCGCAAUAAAUAGCGGUAUAGGAUAGUAUCCAUGUCCUCAUAUGCACAAAGUAAAUGGGAUUACUACUCUAUCAAGACAAUUUCAUGGCUAUUCACCGAGUUGCUUUUCUUGCUAUUCUCCUUUUAUCCGGAGCGAUUCUACUAGGAAAUAAAGUGAAAUGUGCAGAUGGCAAGGCUUGUACACGGAAUUGCGAUCCAGAUGUAGCUUACAUGGUUUGCCCAUCUACUCGACAAAAGAUUACUAAACCAUGUGUCAACUGUUGCUCAGCAAAAAAAGGUUGCAAGCUUUUCCGCAGCAAUGGAUCUGUAAAAUGUACUGGAACUUAGCUUUUGUCCAUUAUUAAUAAGCUAGCUACAAGGCCACUACUUAGGAUAUCUGUGCAAUAAGGCUUGACAAUAUAUAAGUUCUCACGUGUGAUUUGUACUAUAUAUUGAGUAUGGUAUUUCAUUCCUUGUUCAAUUAA